This is a messenger RNA of Porites evermanni, 2210 nucleotides long. NCBI's taxonomy places the organism in Eukaryota, Metazoa, Cnidaria, Anthozoa, Scleractinia, Poritidae. The record is from the annotation of a GenBank genome assembly.
GACAGCGUAACAAGUAGAUCAUACUCAUUCCAGCAAGUCAAAGAUCUGAGCAGACGUUGUGCCUCGGCGCUAAACAAGAGAGGCUUCAAAAAGGGCGACGUAUUUGCGCUGUUUUUGCCAAAUGUGCCACAAUUUCCAGUCGUUUACUUCGGCGUAUUACAAGCAGGAGGCGUGGUUACCUCGGCUAACCCGCUUUUCACGACAGAGGAAUUGGCUAAACAACUGAAACAAGCCGAAGCCAAGUGGAUACUGACUGUGCCCCAGUUGGUGCAUCGGGCAAAAGAGGCCAUGGGGGAACUGGGGCGAGAAAACGUUUUUGUGGUUGGUGACGUGGAUGGGUGCGAGUCUGUCUCAGUACUUCUCAAAGACGAUGGUUCAAGUGUACCCGAGGUUACGAUCAGCCCCAAAGAAGAUGCAGCAGUGAUUCCCUUUUCCAGUGGAACUACUGGCCACCCAAAGGGAGUUGUCCUGACCCACUACAAUCUCAUAGCGUGCGGGAGUAUAAUGCGUGCUAAGGGUUUCCUGAGCUUCGAUGAGACGACUGUUCUUUUGGCAUUUCUGCCAUUUUUCCAUAGUUUCGGUAUGGUCGCCAAUAUGUCGAUGGGACUUCAUUCCGGCAGUUCCCUUGUCACUAUGCCGCGUUUUGAACGAGAAAAGUUCCUUAAAGCUCUUCAGCGGUUCGAGGUUAGUUAGAUGAGUGUUGCCUAACUUAAUCUUCCAUAGGGUUAGGUUUCCGAAAUAUGUUAGUUCUAAAAGACACUGAAAUGUGGUGAAAUAAUGUGCAUCUGCUGCAUGAAGGAUGGUAGUUUUGGAUUUCCUGCCGUGAGAAAAAACUAAUGAAACACUUCUGCUAGCAUUUUUUUUUCGCAAGCAUAUGUAAAAAAAAGCCAAAACAAUCAUAAGGUUGCAAUCGGAUUAGAUACCCUCUACAGCCUUUAUUCCAUGCUCCCUCUCAUUAUUCUUGGUUUGCAAGCGCGACAAGGCGGCCAUGGCGGUGGUCAAUACAAUAAACAGGAUAGGAAUAGGCCUAUUAACAGUUUUCAAAGUUAGAAUGACAGAUUACCUCGCCAAGAAAUGUUUUAGUGGUGAAAAGGUUAAACAAAAUUCUUCUAACGUACUUCUUAUUUUUUUAAGGUGACGCACUUAUCCGUGGUACCCCCCGUGGCGCUUAUGUUAGCUAAACAUCCGGACGUUGACACCUUUGAUUUAUCGUACCUGACCGAAAUUACUUGUGGGGCGGCUCCCCUGGGACGAGAAUUGUCCAAAGCGCUGAUGGACAGACUACCCCUACUGGGUAGUGUUAGGCAAGGUGGGUAGCCUGUGUGACGAAGAAGAAAUAAGAGAACUCGGGUGUUUACCAUUUACACAAACCACCCGGGUGGAAAUCCUGUGCAUAGAUUGAAAAGUUUAAGUGUGAACAAAAUUUGCUCGAGGUGGGAGAACAAACCGCUACAAAGUAUAUCCAAAUCAGCUGAGCAGCCUGAAAAGAAUAGAAAAUUGUAUCACCACAAAUCACAGCCCAUAUUAUCUGAAGCUACCUAAAAGAAAAUGCGCGAACCAUUUGAUUUUCCAACCGGUAUUUCCGGCUUUCCUGUGUAAAUGGUAAGCAUUUACCGUGUAACAAGGAUUGUGAGGUACAAAGUUAUAAAAUUACACAAGAUUCGGAUACCCGUCGUGACUUCGCCCUGGUCGGGAAAUUAUUACAAAAGUAUUAGUUAAGAUCCUGAUAAUUCAUUUAUCGGCGCAUCGAUCUCAAUUCUUUACAUCACUCAACCUCUCUAUUUUCUCAGAAACGCUGUUGGAAAGAACACUUCAAAAUGCGAGCAAAAUAACAGCGCGGACGACGAGAAAAAAAGGGCGAGGAUCUUGACCUCGGUGAAGGUGCAAACACCUCUGGAGGGACGAGGAAUUUACUUUUUUUUGAAAGUUGCUUACAGUCUCUCAAGCCGACAUACCAUCCCGCUUUUAGAUGUUUUGCCAUUCAAAUGUAACCAAAUGUAUUCUUCUCCCAAGAUCUUUUGUAUACUUUGCUUCCUCGCACAACUCCUAGAAACUGACAGAUACGAAGACCACCAUGCAUGUUUGUUUUUCUUCCACUACUUCCGACAGGUUAUGGUAUGACGGAGCUCAGUCCAGUGUGUCACAUGACCCCAGCUGGUAACGACAAACAUGGUUCUGUGGGGGUCCUUCUGCCAAACUUGCGAUGUAAG